AUGGGGUGCGCGUCGGCGAGCUGGAUCGAGGCGGUGGUGGAUGAGGCGAGCGGACGGGUGCGAGCGCGAUGCGCGAGCGAGAGCGACGCGACUCGAGGAUACGGAACGUUGUUGUGCGAGGCGUUGAGCGGUGGGACGGUGGAUGAGUGCUUGGAGCUGGGAGAUGAUUUCGUGGACGCGAUGGAGAUCGGGAUCGGGUCCAAGGUGGAGAAGUCGCGAACGAAUGGGUUUAAGAAUAUGUUAGAGACGGCGAAGAAGCAGUUGCGAACGCUUCGAGCCGACGCCGGAGGGGAUCCGUUUCCGAGCUUGAUCGUCACCGCGGACGAAGUGCGAUCGCGUGGAUCGUUUGCGGCGUCGCAGGCGUCGUAUUUGGAGCCCGAUGCGGGCAAAGUGAAGGCUUUGGUCGAGGCGUUGUCGACGAAGAAGAUCGGCAUCGUGGCGCACUUUUACAUGGAUCCCGAGGUGCAAGGCAUUUUGAUGGCCGCAAAGGCGUCGUAUCCGCACAUCGCCAUCAGCGAUUCGCUCGUCAUGGCGGAUUUAGCGGUGAAGAUGGUCGAGGACGGGUGCGAGACGAUCGGGGUGUUGGGGGUGGAUUUCAUGUCUGAGAACGUUCGCGCCAUCAUCGACGAAGCCGGGCACGCGGACGCCAAGGUGUAUCGCAUGGCGGCGGAAGACAUCGGAUGCUCGCUCGCGGAAGCCGCACAGAGCGAAAGUUACGAUAGCUAUCUCGAAGAUGCGAGUAAGACGAAGAACUCGGUGCACGUGAUUUACAUCAACACUGGUUUGGACACCAAGGCGGCGGCGAAUGCGAAAAUUCCCACCAUCACGUGCACGUCUUCCAACGUCGUGGCGACGGUUUUGCAAGCCGCGGCGCAGAUUCCCGACGUGCACGUAUUUUACGGCCCCGAUACGUACAUGGGCGGGAACUUGGCCGAGCUCUUGCGUCGGAUGACGACGUGGGACGACGAGGACAUCAAGGCGAUGCAUCCGGCGCACGACAGAGAAACCGUCAAGGCGCUCUUGCCUCGUUUGAAGUACUUCAACGACGGCACGUGCAUGGUGCACGACAUGUUCGGCGAAGACGUUUGCAACACCGUGCGCGCGUUUUACGGCGAUGCGUACCAAACCGCGCACUUUGAAGUUCCCGGAGAAAUGUUCAAGCUCGCCAUGGAGGCGAAGGAUCGCGGGUUGGGCGUCGUCGGCUCGACGCAAAACAUCUUGGAUUACACGUGCGCGCGCGUGGACGAAGCCAUCGAGCGCGCGCUUCCCGAAGGCGAACGUUUGCGAUUCGUGCUCGGCACCGAGACUGGGAUGGUGACGUCCAUCGUGCGCGCGGUGCAGGCGCGUCUUCGCGCGGCGCGCGACGCGGGCGUUCGCGGCGUCGAAGCCGAAAUCGUCUUCCCAGUUUCCGCCGACGCCAUCACCGCCACGGGCGACGCGGAGAUCCCUGUCGUGCCCGGCGUCGUCGCGGGCGAAGGGUGCUCGCUCGACGGCGGGUGCGCGUCUUGUCCGUACAUGAAGAUGAACUCGUACGACGCGUUGAUGAAGAUGUGCGACAAAAUCGGCUCCGCCGCCGGCGAAGCCGUGCUCGCCGCGCAGGAGCCGCGCAAAUACGAAAGCGCGGACGGCGCGGGUCCAUCCAUCGCAUCGCAAGGAUGCGUUCCGAUCUUACACAUGCGGCAUUUCCAAAAGAACAAGACGUUUAGCGACGCGUUGGUCGAGGACAUCACCACUCGUUAA
Molecule: messenger RNA, 1740 nt
Organism: Ostreococcus lucimarinus CCE9901
Lineage: Eukaryota; Viridiplantae; Chlorophyta; Mamiellophyceae; Mamiellales; Bathycoccaceae
Exons: 1
Coding region: 1-1740 (579 amino acids)
Biological process (GO): 'de novo' NAD+ biosynthetic process from L-aspartate
Cellular component (GO): chloroplast
Molecular function (GO): 4 iron, 4 sulfur cluster binding; quinolinate synthetase A activity
Source: RefSeq, a predicted model, not a curated record